AAUUCCGUAUUCUGUAUAUAUAAAACCAUAAGCAGCUGCAUGACCGACUAGAACUCAAACUCCCACUAGCCAUUGCGAACUGUCUACAGUAGGAACCAUCUGCUGUCUGCUCCAUAAACACAAGACAUAGAGCUGACUGCAGCUAAAUCAAACUUAUUAAAAUUUUUGUUAGACUUUGAACCUGAUGUUUCCCGCCCAUCUCCGGACUGCCUCAGGUCUGAUGCUAAAUUUAGGACACGAGCUGCACAGCAACACCUCUCUGGAUCUGCUGACAGGGUAGUCUCACUUCCUUUCUUUAACGGGACAAGUCUUCCUCAGUCAUCCCACUGCAGACACAGACACACAGCUCUCGGGACCCCGUAAAUCAUGCGCUGAAGACCAGUUUGUUGUGCGCUGAGUGUGACAGUUACAGCAAUGAGGACUGGAGAGAAGAUUUUGGACAGAGCUGCAGCUACCUGCAUCCUAACGUUGUGUUUUGUCUGUUUACACGUGACCGCCCUCAAAUCGCAACUUUUUACCAGGCUGGGUGGGCUGCCUUACUCCACUGAGCCUCCAGUCAGUUAUAAAACAUUUUACUUUGACCAGAAGAUUGACCAUUUUGGAUUCCUUGAGGAUGGCACCUUCAAACAGAGAUACCUUCUGUCUGACAAAUACUGGCAGCAGCCUGGGGGACCUAUUUUGUUCUAUACUGGAAAUGAAGGCGACAUAACCUGGUUCUGCAACAACACUGGCUUCAUGUGGGAAAUUGCGGAGGAGUUAGAUGCCAUGCUGGUUUUUGCAGAACAUCGUUACUAUGGAGAGUCCCUGCCAUUUGGACAAGACUCUUACCGUGACAGCAAACAUCUCAACUACCUGACCUCAGAGCAAGCCCUAGCAGAUUUUGCAGUACUGAUUCAGAACCUAAAGGGUACUCUACCUGGUGCUCAGCACAGCCCCGUCAUCGCUGUUGGAGGAUCCUAUGGAGGAAUGCUGUCUGCCUGGUUCAGGAUGAAAUACCCCCAUGUAGUUGUUGGAGCGCUGGCAUCCUCUGCACCAAUAUGGCAGUUCCCUGGUAUGGUGCCAUGUGGAGACUUUUACAAAACAGUAACACAAGACUUUGCCAAAAGUGGCAUUAACUGCGAUGCAAACAUCAGAAAGUCGUGGAAGGCUGUAAAUAAUGUUUCUUCCUCAGCAUCUGGUCUUCAGUGGCUGUCAGAAGAAUUCAGUUUGUGUGCCCCUCUUAAAAACAAAAAUGAUGUCCUCACCUUCAAGAGUUGGCUUCAAGAGACCUGGGUGAAUCUGGCAAUGGUGGACUACCCGUAUGAAGCUAAUUUCCUCCAGCCGCUGCCUCGCUGGCCCAUCCAGGUGGUGUGCAAGUACCUCAGCUUCGAUUCUACUGUGUCAGACUACCAGCUGCUGCAAGGUGUCGCCCAAGCAGCAAAGGUUUACUAUAACUACACCGGAAGCUCUCCCUGUCUAAACACAUCACAGACAGCAACCAGCAGCCUUGGCUACCUCGGCUGGUUUUACCAGGCCUGCACGGAGAUGGUGAUGCCCAUGUGCACAGAUGGCGUGCAGGACAUGUUUGAACCGGAGGAGUGGAACUUCCAGGCCUUCUCUGAUGAGUGCAAAGCCAUGUUUGGUAUCAGGCCACGGGCUGACUGGGCAGGCACUGUCUACGGGGGGAAAGAGAUCUCCUCUCACAGCAACAUCAUCUUCAGUAAUGGAGGACUCGAUCCAUGGUCAUCUGGUGGAGUGACUUCCAACAUCUCACAUUCUCUGGUUUCCAUUAUGAUUCCCGAUGGAGCCCACCACUUAGACCUCCGCUACAGCAAUGACCUUGAUCCACCUUCAGUUCGUGCUGCCCGGGACUUAGAGGUGAAGUAUUUUCGGGAGUGGAUCAAGAAGGCUAAAAAGGCACAUAGAGCUGCACCAACCGGCUAGUCUCCAAAAGCAGCACAGUUCUACCCAACGAGGAUAUUCAUGAUGUCCAAGAUUUAGCUUUAAAUUGUGUGACACGUUUUUGUUUGUUUUGGGGUUUUUUCUCGGUGCUUUAUCUAUCACGAUGCCAAAGUUUGUUUUUUCUCUGACCAAUUUAGAAACACUCCGCUUCUUUGGGUCAAACUCUGAAGGGCCUGAUGACAAAAUGUACUGAUGUUGCUGCAAAAACAAUAGACCUGUUUGUCAUGUACAAACUGUUGAAAAUAAAGCUGCAGGGUAAAUA
Molecule: messenger RNA, 2203 nt
Organism: Oreochromis niloticus (Nile tilapia)
Lineage: Eukaryota; Metazoa; Chordata; Actinopteri; Cichliformes; Cichlidae
Gene: prcp
Product: prolylcarboxypeptidase (angiotensinase C)
Exons: 9
Coding region: 415-1923 (502 amino acids)
Biological process (GO): proteolysis; regulation of blood vessel endothelial cell migration; negative regulation of systemic arterial blood pressure
Molecular function (GO): dipeptidyl-peptidase activity; serine-type exopeptidase activity
Source: RefSeq, a predicted model, not a curated record